AUGGCUCGUACCAAGCAAACCGCUCGUAAGUCCACUGGAGGAAAAGCUCCGAGGAAGCAACUUGCCACUAAGGCUGCUCGUAAGUCUGCGCCAACCACUGGUGGAGUCAAGAAGCCACAUCGUUACCGUCCUGGAACCGUCGCUCUCCGUGAAAUCCGUAAGUACCAGAAGAGUACUGAGCUGCUGAUCAGGAAGCUCCCAUUCCAGAGGCUAGUCCGUGAGAUUGCUCAAGACUUCAAGACUGAUCUUCGUUUCCAGAGCCACGCUGUCUUAGCUCUCCAAGAAGCUGCAGAGGCAUACCUCGUUGGUCUCUUCGAAGACACCAACCUCUGCGCCAUCCACGCCAAGCGUGUCACCAUCAUGCCUAAAGACAUCCAACUCGCUCGCCGUAUCAGAGGUGAACGCGCUUGA
Messenger RNA from Microthlaspi erraticum, 411 nucleotides. Lineage: Eukaryota; Viridiplantae; Streptophyta; Magnoliopsida; Brassicales; Brassicaceae. The record is from the annotation of a GenBank genome assembly.